AUGGCCAAGGCGAAAGAUAAAAAGAGCUCCUCAGGAGUGAACAGUCAUUUGCGAGCCCGGUUGGCGUACCUUCAUAACGCCGCAAGCCUUCUUCAAUCCGUGGCGGUUUCCUCGAAGAAACCAGAUGACCAGCGAGCCGAUAAUGGAAACCCAGAGAUAUCGGGUUCAACGAGGAUUGAACCACAUGUUCUGCGGCUCCCAGUGGAAGUCAAGCGCUCAUUCUGCAAGCGCUGCGACACACUUCUAAUUCCCAGUGUCAACUGCACGCAUGAGAUUAGAAAUGAGAGCCGUGGUCGCAGAAAACCUUGGGCAGAUGUACUGGUCAUUCGUUGCACUACAUGUGAGACGGAAAAGCGCUUUCCACAAACAGAGAAGCGGAGCAAGAAACUUGCGGAACAUCGGAAGGAAAAAGCACAAGCGGAGAAGCCAGAUGUUAAGUGA
Molecule: messenger RNA, 441 nt
Organism: Aspergillus fischeri NRRL 181
Lineage: Eukaryota; Fungi; Ascomycota; Eurotiomycetes; Eurotiales; Aspergillaceae
Product: ribonuclease P Rpr2/Rpp21/SNM1 subunit
Exons: 2
Coding region: 1-441 (146 amino acids)
Biological process (GO): tRNA processing
Cellular component (GO): nucleolar ribonuclease P complex
Source: RefSeq, a predicted model, not a curated record